AUGGUCCGUCACUCUUUUGCUCCGCUCGUGGUUCUUGUCACAGCCCUAUACAUCCUACAGGCUCAGUGUACCCCCGUUGUGAUUCAGAAACGUGGUAUCUGCGCCACCGAGGAUCCAGAUCCAUCUUUCCUCAGCGCCCUUGAUCAAGUACAGGUGGACGAGACCCGGCCCAAGUCUCCUGGCUCCGAGGCUCGUCGGGGGCCUAUCGAGAUAGAGACCUGGUUCCAUAUUGUGACCAGCAGGGCGGAGGUAGACCAGGUUACCAAUGACAUGAUCAGUUCCCAGAUCUCCAUUUUGCAAGAUGCGUACCAGGAUGCUUCCAUUCACUAUAGAUUGCAAGGUGUUACUCAGCACGUCAACGAUAUUUGGGCUCGUAACGAGGACGAGGUCGCCAUGAAAACCGCACUCCGGAGAGGAAGCUAUCGAACUCUGAACGUCUAUUUUCAAACCGAUCUUCAAGCCUCUCCAGAAGACACCGGCCGUGCUGAUCACCGAGGGGCCCUUGUCCCCAGCGAUCUCUCGUCCAGUGUCUUGGGCUUCUGUACUUUACCUGAUCCAAAUAUCAAUGCCACCAGUGUCCGUGCCGAUUAUAUCAAGGACGGCUGCAAUGUGCUAGCCAAGACGAUGCCCGGAGGCUCAUUGGAUCUCUAUAACCGGGGAGGAACCGCCAUUCACGAGAUCGGGCACUGGAAUGGCCUCCUGCACACCUUUCAGGGAGAGUCCUGCUCUCCAGAUAAUCCCGGAGACUACAUCACCGACACUCCACAGCAAUCCACGCCCACCGACGGCUGCCCUGCCCGCAAGAAUUCAUGCCCCGAUUCUCCUGGGUUCGAUUUAGUCCACGACUUCAUGGACUACUCAUCCGAUGUGUGCUACGAUAGCUUCACACCUGGCCAGAUGCAACGCAUGCGGAAUAUGUGGGCGUCUAUGCGGGAAGGGAAAUAA
Penicillium cinerascens is the source of this 945-nucleotide messenger RNA. Its product is annotated as zinc metalloprotease. Gene Ontology annotation, molecular function: metallopeptidase activity. The transcript is spliced from 2 exons. NCBI's taxonomy places the organism in Eukaryota, Fungi, Ascomycota, Eurotiomycetes, Eurotiales, Aspergillaceae. The coding region runs from base 1 to 945 and encodes 314 amino acids. The record is from RefSeq and is a predicted model, not a curated record.